Molecule: messenger RNA, 2421 nt
Organism: Colletotrichum karsti
Lineage: Eukaryota; Fungi; Ascomycota; Sordariomycetes; Glomerellales; Glomerellaceae
Product: GMC oxidoreductase
Exons: 1
Coding region: 1-2421 (806 amino acids)
Molecular function (GO): flavin adenine dinucleotide binding; oxidoreductase activity, acting on CH-OH group of donors
Source: RefSeq, a predicted model, not a curated record
AUGUUCAAGUCCCUCCUUACCACGGGGCUCCUGGCCGCCGCGGCCACUGCCCAACAGACGACGGCCUACACCGACUCUGCUACCGAGAUCAAGUUCCAACGCUACACCGAGACGAGUGGCUUCUCUUUCGGUGUUGCCCUCCCCUCCACCGUCGGCAAGGACUUCAUCGGUCAGAUCUCCGCCCCCAUCACCGCCGGCUGGGCUUCCGUCUCCCUCGGCGGUCCCAUGACGAACAAGCUUCUUGUCGUUGCCUGGCCCAACGGAGACUCUGUCCAGACAUCACUGCGCAAGGCCUCCGGCUACUCCAACCCCGAUGUUGUCGACGACUCUAGCAUUACCCUGAAGCCCAUCAACGACGGCAUUUCCAUCAACGCGACCGCCUUCACUUACACCUUCUUGUGCGAGGGCUGCAUCACCGGUGACACCACGUCCUUCACCGGCACUGCUGACACCACCACCUUCGGCUGGGCUUACAGCACCACCGCCCUCUCCGACACCACCAGCGCUUCCGUCGCUCUCAACUACCACGGCGCCGGCUUCGGUCUGUUCGGUGCCAACCUCGCCGAUGCCAAGUCAGCCGACUACGACACCUGGGCCGCCAAGGCCUCCGACGCCGUCACCACUCCCACCAUUGGCAACGGCACCACUCCGGCCGUCCCCGCGAACGUCACGACUACCAUCUCCAACUCCACCUAUGAUUACAUUGUUGCUGGUGGUGGUGCCGCCGGUCUCAUCGUUGCCCAGCGUCUUGCCGAGUCUGGCUCCAGCGUUCUUCUCCUCGAACGUGGCGGCGCUUCUCUGGCGUCCACCGGAGGCAAGGCCAAUGUCGACUGGAACAGCACCGUUACCCAAUACGAUGUCCCUGCCAUGGGCUACUACCUCUCGACUGCCAAGGAGACCAGCGAGUACUGCACUGACACCGCCAGCAUGGCUGGCUGCAUUCUCGGUGGCUCGACAAUGGUCAACGCCAUGAUGUGGGUUAAGCCUCCUGCUCACGACUUUGACGACAAGUGGCCUACCGGCUGGAAGUGGAGCGAUGUCGAGGAGUCUGCCAACAAGCUGUACGAGCGCACCCCCGGCACCAUUCUGCCCAGCAAGGACGGUAAGCGUUACGACCAGGGCGCCUACGAUGUCAUGUCCCAGUGGCUCGCCAGCAACGGCUUCUCCGAGGUUGAUGCCCUCGCUGAGCCCGACAAGAAGGACGCCGUCUUCAGCCACCCCCCCUGGUUGAUUGAGGACGGUCUUCGCGGCGGCCCCGUUCGUGACUACCUCCCCUUGGCUCAGGCUCUUCCCAACUUCAAGCUGCAGCUCAACGCCAAGGUCAUCCGCGCUGUCCGCAACGGCACUCAGGUUUCCGGUGUUGAGAUUGAGACCGGUAAGAACCAGCGUCAAAUCAUCAACCUCAAGGCUGGCGGUGCCGCGAUCCUCUCUGCCGGUGCCCUCUCCACCCCUCGCAUCCUCUACAACAGCGGUAUCGGUCCCAAGGAGCAGAUCCAGACUGUCAAGAGCGGCUCUACCCAGGUCACUCUUCCUGCCGAGGCCCAGUGGAUUGAUCUCCCUGUCGGCGAGAACCUCAAGGACCACCCCAUCUACACCGUCACCCUCAAGACCAAGUCCAACCUCAACUCUCUGGCCAGCACCGCCUUCACCUCGCCCGACCAGACCGAUGUUGACUUGUUCGCCAAGGGUUCUGGUCUUCUCUCCCAGGCCGGCCAGCGCUUGAACUUCUGGACCAGCGUCCAGGGCUCUGACAACCAGAAGCGCUACGUUCAGGGCACCGUCAACUCUCCCAGCAACGACACCGUCAAGAUCAAGGUCUACCUCACCCACGGUCUGACCUCGUCCGGUACCCUCGGCAUCUCUGCCGAUGGCUCCACCAAGAUCACCACUGAGCCCUACCUGACCACCGACGGCGACAAGGAGGCCAUCACCUCCUUCAUGAGCCAGCUCAUCUCGUACGCCUCCAAGUCCAACAGCACUCUGACCAUCUCUGGCAACGCCACCGCUGAGAGCCUCAUUGCCGAGCACACCACUGGCAGCCACUACGUCGGCACUGCCAUCAUGGGUGCCGAGAACGACGGAAAGAGCGUCGUUGACACCAACACCAAGGUCUGGGGUACCGACAACUUGUACGUCGUCGACGCCUCCAUCCACCCGGACCUCCCCACCGGCAACACCCAGGCUAUUGUCAUGGUUGCCGCCGAGCACGCCGCUAAGCAGAUCCUCGGCGGUGGCAACGCCGGUUCCGGGUCCGGUUCCGGCUCUGGCUCUUCCUCCGAUAACUCCGGCUCCGGCUCAGCUUCCGGCUCGGGCUCGGGCUCGGGUACCGGUGGCUCUGGAAAGGCCGGAUGCAAGCGUUCCACCAAGCGCGCCAGCAAGCUUCAGCGCCUCCAGCGCUUCCGCCGUUCCCACCACGCCUGA